AAAAUAUUUCGAGUAUAUAAAGGAAAAUUUUACACUCAGAGCUACACAAUCGCAGCAAGCUUUGAAUAGUCAGUAUAUUAACCAGAAAUAUGAGGACCAUUCCACUUCUGCUUGCUCUUGCCUUUGUAGUUGCAGUUUAUGGCGAACCUGAACCUGGAGUUCAUAGAGUCACUGGAAAAUAUAUAACUCAUGUUCAUCAUUACAAAAUACCUGCAAAAGGUGGUGCAGGUGGAGGAGGAGGUGGUAGAGGACCUCCAGGAGGAGGCGGACGCGGCAGAUCAUCAAAAGGAGGUGGAGGAAAAGGAGGCAAAACAGGAAAAUGUCAACAGGGAGGUGUUACUGGACUUGCCAACAGCGUGAACAAGGCAGGACAGAAUAUUUUGGGAGGAGGUAAGUAAAACUAGUCUUUUUCA
This is a messenger RNA of Parasteatoda tepidariorum (common house spider), 413 nucleotides long. The record is from RefSeq and is a predicted model, not a curated record. NCBI's taxonomy places the organism in Eukaryota, Metazoa, Arthropoda, Arachnida, Araneae, Theridiidae.